GAGGGCGCGUUCCUACCCCCCGCUCCGGGCCGCGGCCGGGGCUCGGGGCUGAGAGCGGCCUUGGGGCCGCCUCCCCGGGCCCCUUGGCUCCGCCAUGUUCCGCAGGGCACGCCUUAGCGUGAAGCCGAAUGUCAGGCCUGGUAUAGGCGCCAGGGGCUCCACCGUCCCCAAUCCCCAGCGAGGACAGGACUCUCCCAGGCCGCCCGAGCCUGCCUUGGACCUUGCUCCGAAGCCAGCGGAGCCCACAGAUGUGCCUGCCGUGGAUUUCGGGGGACCGGAGCGCCAAGAAAAGGCUCCUAGGAGCAGUGAUGAAAAGACUCGUGAUGAGAAUGAUGUUGAAAAAUCCAGUAAACCUUCCUCUACUGUUUCACAGAGAAGAAAGCGAAUAUCAAGUACUUCUAGUCUAGUUAAACCUACUGUCAGUGUUCCUUCAGAAUCUCAUCCCUUAUCUACAGUUAAUCAAGAAACUCCACAACCAAACCCAGUUCCAUCAAAAGAGAAACAACCAUGCUCAGACAGAUACCGAAUAUAUAAAGCCCAGAAACUGAGGGAAAUGUUAAAAGAAGAAUUGAGAAAAGAGAAGGUUUUUGCUGUAGGGGUACAUGUGCUCACCAGUGAGAGACAGAGAGGGAAGAAACAAUGGAAAAACAAAUAUGCUCUAAAUGAAAGCCAUAGGCCACCUGAUCGUUCAAAAAUGACUAUGAGAGACUUCAUAUAUUACCUGCCAGAUAAUAAUCCAAUGACUUCUUCACUAGAACAAGAAAAGAAAACUGAAAAAUCAUCGACUACAGUCCAGACAAGAGAGCAAGUAGAUAAGAGUACUCCUGAUGGUGAAGGGAAUGAGGACAUGGAAGAAGAGAUGGAUGAUGGGCCACUGCUGGUUCCUCGAGUGAAAGUGGCAGAAGAUGGUUCUAUUAUUUUAGAUGAAGAAAGCUUAACUGUAGAAGUUUUAAGAACAAAAGGCCCCUGUGUUAUUGAGGAAAAUGACCCCAUAUUUGAGCGUGGUUCUACAACUACAUAUUCCAGUUUUAGGAAAAACUAUUACUCUAAACCAUGGUCAAAUAAAGAAACAGAUAUGUUUUUUUUAGCCAUCAGCAUGGUAGGAACUGACUUUUCUAUGAUUGGACAGCUUUUUCCUCACAGAGCAAGGAUAGAAAUUAAGAAUAAAUUUAAACGAGAAGAGAAAACAAAUGGAUGGAGAAUAGACAAAGCAUUCCAAGAAAAGCGCCCUUUUGACUUCGAUUUUUUUGCUCAUUUGCUUCAGAAAGUUCUUGCUGAAGAACAGAAAAGAAAACAAAAAUCUGUUAAAAAUAACAGUUUAAAGGAGAAGAAAUCCUCUAAACCACGGAAAAAUGGAAAAGCAAAAAAAGUUGCCAGUGAAGGAACAAAUGAUGAUCCGGAUGAGUCUAUGAGUACUAAAAUUUCAGACACAGAAAGAUCUCAAAACGUUGCUCAGACAGUUGAAGAGUCUCUGACUUUAUUAGGACAUGAUUUGGAGGAGGUUGCUUUAGAACAAGACCUAAAUCAAAAGAAUAGAAAAAAGAAGGAUCAAGAUGAAGUUAAUGAACGGGAAGUAGAAAGUCUUUCGGAAAAUGCCUCUGUUCAGCCAGGCCCUUCUAAAGGAGAAAAACACAAGAGUAAAUGUCAGUCUUUAAGGCCUGAGGUAAAUGAAGAUGAAUGCAAUAAGGAACAAAGGCUUUCUUGUGUAUGUGGCACAGAUGACAUGGAAUUAGCGUCCAGUGAAAAAGCUGAGGAAAGAACUGACUCUGUCCUUCCUUCAAGCAAUCAACAAGUUGAUUCAUUAGUGGCAACUGAAUCUUCAGAAUCAAGCAUUUCACAGUUGCCUUCAUCAGAUAUUGGAAUCAGAGCAUCGUGUGAGGUGAAUAAUUCUGAAAGUGCAGAAGAAAGAAAUGUCGACGCAAACAAUAAAUCACUGGAAACUGAUCAAACAGAAAAUAUUAAGCCGAUAUCAAGAGGUCGACGCCAGAGACCUAAACCCAAUUUAACAAGGGCAGUUGGAAAGAAAUCAGUUCCUUCAGAAGGCAAAACAGAUACUGAGAGCAACAGUUCACAUUCAGAAACUUCAGUUGAAACGACUCAUGGGGAAAAAGAUAAAGUGAAUAUAUCUGAAAAUAUUGAAAUGGUGAAUACAGAGAGAGAGAACCCAGAAACUGAAACUGUAUCUAGUUUGAGUGAAAAUAUUUGUCUGCAAGAAGAUAAUCAACCAAAGGUUUUCAGACCUGCACGACUGACGAGGGCCCAAUUGCAAAGGGCAAAGCCAAAUGUAGGUAAAGCUACCGAAAGAAAAGGAACUCUUGGAUCACAGGAAACAAUGGAGGCCAGUGUAGGAAAGGGUGAAAAAGAAUCAUGUGAUGGUAGAGAUGUGAUUCUUCAACAAUUAGAAGAUCAGUCUUGUAAAAUUUUUGAGCAUGAAGACAUCACAUCACAGGCUGAGAAAAAAGACCCUUCUUUUCAUAACGUGCAGUCAUAUGAGCCCAAGGCUCUUGAUGAAUGCCCAAGUAUUCAAGAGGAUAAUAAAACAAAUACAGUUAAACAAGUCCCAAUUCCAAGGACUCGAUUUCAGAAACCAAAGCCAAAUAUCAGAAGAAAAACUGGAAGGAGAGACAUUUCCUCAAAGGAAGAGGUUCCAGAGGAGACUAUUGUCACUGGGGAAAUGGCAACAGAGUUGAGAGACGUUGUAAGCCUAGACAUCUCACCAAGGGAGAAGGUACCAAUAGAAACUACCAAAACUACUGAAAAGGAGUCAGAUUUAAAAGAAUGUGAAAGAAGAGACAUUUCUCUGAGGGAGGAUAUACCAGAACUGAUUAACAUCUCUGUGGAAAUGGAGGCAGGUUUGAAAGAAACUGAGAGAGAGAUUUCUCCAAGAGAGAAAAUACCAAAAGUGAUUGAUGCCACUGAGGAAAUACACACAGAUUUAGAAGAAAUUGCAAGAAGAGAAACAGCCUCACGGGAAAAUGCCCUAGAAGAGGUUAAGCCUGUAGGUGAAAUGGAGACAGAUUUGAGAGAAACUCGAAGGGAGAUUUCUCCAAGUGAAGGAAUACUAAAGGUAUUUGAUACCAGUGAGGAAAUACACACAGAUUUGGAAGAAGCUAGAAGACGAGAAAUAUUCCCACAGGAAAAUAUCCCAGAGGAGGAUAGGUCUAUACGUGAAAUAGAGAAAGAUUUGAAAGAACCUGAAAAAGAAAUUUCCCCAAGAGAGGGGGUAUCAGAGGUGAUUGAUGAUGCUGAGGAAAUAGACAUAGGUUUGGAAAAAACUGGAAAAAGAGAAAUAUCCCUCCAGGAUAGUACUCCAGAGGAGACUACACCUAUAGGUGAAAUGGAGACAGCUUUGAAAGAAAAUGAAAGAGAAAUUUCUCCAAGGGAAGAUAUACUAGAGUUGAAGGAUGUCACUGAGGAAAUAGACACAGAUUUGGAAGAAGCUGGAAGAAGAGAAAUAGCUCCACAGGAAAAUGUCUUAGAGGAAUCUAGGCCUGUAAGUCAAAUAGAGACAGUUUUGGAAGAAACUAAAAGAAAGAUUUCUCCAAGGGAGGAGAUACCAGAGGUGAUUGAUGUCACUGAGGAAAUAGACACCAACUUGGAAGAAACUGGAAAAAGAGAAAUAUCCUCCCAGGAUAGUAUCCCAGGGGAGGCUAGACCUAUAGGUGAAAUGGAGACAGGUUUGAAAGAAACUGAAGGAGAAAUUUCUCCAAGAGAGGAUACACCAGAGAUGAUGGAUGUCACUGAGAAAGUAGAUACAGAUUUGGAAAAAACUGGAAGAGAAAUAGCUCCACAGGAAAAUGUCUCAGAGGAGCCUUGGCCUAUAAGUGAAAUAGAGACAGUUUUGAAAGAAACUAAAAGAAUGAUUUCUCCAAGGAAGGAGAUAUCAGAGGUGAUUGAUGUCACUGAGGAAAUAGACACCGAUUCAGAAGAAACUGGAAAAAGAGAAAUACCUGCACAGGAAAAUACCCCAGAGGAGGCUAGGCCUAUAAGUGAAAUGGAGACAGAUUUGAAAACUGAAAAAGAGAUUUUUUCAAGGGAUAAAAUAACAGAGAUGGUUGAUGUCACAGAAGAAAAAGAGAGAGAUUUGGAAAACAAUGGAAGAGGACAUAUCUCCCCACUGGAAAAUGCCCCAAAAGAGGCAAGGCCUAUAGAUGAAAUGGGGAGAGAUUGGAAAGAAACUGGAGUAGAAAUUUCCUUAAGGGAAGAGAUAUUAGAGGUGAUGGAUAUCACUGAAGAAAUAGAUGAAAUAGACAAAGAUUUGAAAGAAACUGGAAGAACAGAAAUAGCCCCAGAGGAAAAUGUCUCAGAAGAGGUCAAGCAUAUGGGUGAAAUGGAGACAGGUUUGAAAGAAAAUGAAAGAGUUAAGAUACGAGAAGUGAUAGAUGCCACUAAGGAAAAAGAGACAGAUUUGGAUGAAACUGAAAGAAGACAAAUAUUUUCUCCAGUUAAGGUCCCAGAGGAGGUCAAUACUAUAGAUAAAAUGGAAACAGAUUUGAAAGCAGUUGGAGUAGAAAUUUCCCAAAGGGAAAAAGUGCCAGUGGAGGUCAGUGCCAUAGAUGAAAGGGAGAUUGACUUGAAAGAAACUGGAAAAAGGGACAUUUCCCUGGUAGAAAAGGUAUCAGGAAUGAUGACUGCCAUUGAAGAAACAGAGGUAGAUUUGAAAAAAACUGGAAGACAGAUUUCUUUGAGGGAGAGUAGUUCUGAAGAGAUUACUGUUACUGAGAAAAUGGUGGCAAAUUUGGAACAAAGUGCUAAAGGAGACCUUUCUCCAAGGGAAAAUGAACCAGAGGAAACUGAUACUGCAAGACAGACUGAGACAAAUCCAAUUCAGAGCAGUAAUGAUGACUGCAAUGCUAUGCCUUCACUAGAUAUAAAAAACAUUACCAGUGAAGUCCUGUUGCCUAUGCAUGCAUCUGUAGAAGAUAAAAGCAAUUCUGAAAAGGAAGUAUCAAGUCACUUAAGUCAUUUGAAGACUUCACAGACUUCUGAACUUGGUAAAACAGUAGAAGAGAAGAUGAGACCUCCAGAUGUUCCAGAACAGUUUUCAGACAUUAAUUUAAGCAAAUCUCUUCCUCAAGAACAGAAACCACUUGAAGUUAAACCAGCACCUUUUGUGAGAAGUCGAUUCAAAAGACCAAAACCAAAUCUAACGAGAGCAGUUCUAAAGAGAGAGACUACUGAAGCCAAAAAAUAUGUACCUGGGAAGGAAUCAGAAACUGAUAAAGUGGAGACUGUUGUGAUACAAGAGAAUCGUGAACAGGCUGGUACUCUGCCUUCUCAGCAUGAUGUGGCUUCCCUCAUGACAUCAAGAGAAAAAGAUAAAUUGGGUUACGAGAAGGAAGAGGCUGAAUCGCCAUGUGUACAGACCGUAGAGGACCUUUCACCUUCAAAUACUUGUGAUUCUGAAGAGGUGUCUCAGUCUACACAAGCCCAGGGAAAUGACUUAGUUGUUUCUACUGGGACUCCUACUAGGAACACAUUCCAAGAAGAAGUGAAGGACAGUGUUAUCCAACCUUCUCAACCAGUAAGGGGCCGCCUUCAGAGACCUUGGCCAAAUGUAAGAAAGUCUGGACAGAGGCAAGUGGUAGAAAAAGUUGAAGCCAAAGGCGUAAUUAUGGAAGAAAGAAUGAGUCUACAAAAAGAUGAAACUAAAUGUGAAAAUAAACCAAAUACUCCUAGUCCAGCACAAUUGAUAAGAAGAAAAUUCCAGAAGCCUAAGCCAAAUUUGGGAAGAGCACAUUGUAAGAAAAAUGAACCAGGUAUAGGAAAAAGCACAACAGAUCAAAAUGAGGCAAGCAAGCCAGAAGAUAAUUUGCUACAGCAAGGACAUUCUGACACUCAACUGCUUUUAAAAGAAAAGUCUGAGCUUCGAACUUCUGUGGAGAUUUCAGCAAGAAAAGAUUGUAUAGGUUCAAGAGAGUCUGUCUUGGCCAAAAAAGAUGCUCCAUUAGAAGUUGUGUCAUCGGGCAGUGUUAGCGAUGAACCUGUAAGAGAUCAGUCUGUUUCUUCAGUGGUUGAAGAACAGCAUCUCAGUAAACCAACAAGCUGUCCACAGCUGUUAAAAGAACCACAGUCCUCUAAAAUUGCUCUGGAUCGAAGAACAACUAUGUCUUCUGCCUCUGAAUAUGAGACAGGUCGUGCUGAAAGGAGAGUGCGUAGAAAGAUCAAACCAAAUGUCACCAGAGGUCGUGGGUCAAAACGAAUUCGGAGUAAGACCAGUAAGAAAGAAUCUAAAGCAUCCAAGCCCGUGCUGGUGACUCUUCGGGCUUCCCAGGAAGAAGAUGAAGACGAUACUGAAGAUUUUGAGUCAGACUAUGAAGAAAGCUAUCAUCUUGCCCCAGAAGAAGUAAACAAAGCCCCAGUAUUUGUUCCUGUUGGUCUCAGAUCCCCUGAACCUGUUUCUGCCCAGAUUGAGGAAACAAUGGAAGAGCUUGAAAUAACUGUGAAUGUCCCAGAUGUAGAAUGCAUAGCUAUUGAUGAAUAUCAGCUUUCAAACACAGAUGUGACUACUCAGGAAAUGAAACAAGAAGAAAAUUUGAAUGCAUCAUUUGGAGUGACCACAGGUGAACAUAUCCAAGAUGAACCAGGCACCAAUGAUGGAAGCACUGAAGCUGCCAUAACUUUAAUUACAAUGGGAGACCUAGUAUUGCAGUCUGAGAUCAGCGCUGAACGGGGUGAUGUAGGAGUGUGUGUUCUUCCUGAUGUUCAUUCAGAGGAUAAAAGCCAUAUUCAUUUUAACACAGACAGUGUUAAUCUAAGAAUUAUUCAUGAACAUCAGGAGCUUUCUUCACCUGUCAUCAGUACAUGUCCUGCAUCAUUGGAAGAAAACAAGAUUGUAGUGGAGGAACAAAGUACUGGCGAAGAGAUUGGUUUAAAGGAGAAAGAGGACCCUACACCAACCAGGAGUACAACUUCUAAAGUGUCCACUAAUUUGAGAAUGAGAAAUAGAUUUGCCAAGCCUAAACCAAAUCUUGAGAAGAUUUUAAGGACUAGUAGGUUUCGUGCUCAUCAGGAAGUUUCCAGGUUUUCUGUAACAAAAGGGGAAGAAAUGGACACUCAAAAAGAAACUAAGGAAACUGUUUCCAAAGCAUCAGAAUUGGAAGGUGAAUACCUUGAGUCAGUUACAACAGCAGAGAGUAAGGAGCAAAGCAAACUGGCAUGUGUACAUGGCACUGAAGAGACCAGUGUUUGUCAAGAAGCAAACCUUACAGAGAGAAAUGAAGAUCAAGAAGAGAGAUCUCAAGAGGUUCCAAUUUUGUCGGUCAUUCCCACUGUUUCCUCUGAGACAGGGCCCCAUACCCUUGGUUUGGAUAGAGGUCUCAGGGAGAAUUCUGCUGAGGAGUUCCUGAACAAGGACUCUAAAGAAGACAGUGUGCUUACCCUUCAUGUGCCAGAGUAUACACCAACUAGUAUUCCAGAAGUCCAACAAGAGAAUGUAAUCAGUCCUCAAGACCUAACAGUGAACCUAGUAGCUGAAGAACAUCAAGAUGGAGAGGACGAACAAACAUUCAUUCUUACUCUGGUGGAAAUCCCAGUCAGUGCAAUAGAAAAUUUUACUGAUCCCUCUGCACAGUUACUGCCAAACUCUUUAUUGCCAGCACCCAUAUUGGUCAAAUCAGUGAAUACCCAAGAACGAGGUGACAUGAGUAUGAAUUUACCAGUAACUUCAGUUGGUCAAGAUACCAAUUCUGGAAGAGAUGAUUCUGAAAAGCCUCCUGCUAAUUUGGAUCUUAUAUCUAGAAAGAGAUUUCAUUGUGGCCAUGAUGAAAGUGACGAUGUUAUACCUGCCAAAAAAAGUCCACUUGCUUCAAGAGAUGAUUGUCAGGAAUACACUUCUGAGGUAUGUUCAAAGGAAUUAUUAAACGUUUUUGAGGAAACAGAGGAAUCUUAUAAAGGACAAGGUAUUUUUCCUACCUCAGGAAGUAUGCAUAAAACUCCAGAACCUCAAAAAGAGCAAUUUGAACCAACUUUUCAGAGUAUUGAACCUAGACAUCUGGAUAAAGUAAUAGACACACAUAUGGAAAAGAACACACCUCAGUUACCUCAGGAUGCGAUGACUAUGUCUGAUAAGGAAGAGAAAACUGGUGCUGCCAAUAAGACUGAGCAAAUGGGUUGUGGAGCAUCAUCUUCAAAAACCCCACUGUCCAGACCUGGCAGAAGACCUCUGGGAUUUUUGUCUUUAAUAUGUUCAAAGAAUAGUUUGGAGUCUGAUGAACCUACUCACGUCCACAGUAGGAAGCGCCUAAAACCUCUUAUACCUGUACUAAGAAAGAAUUUGAAAAGAUCUAAGCCGCUCAGUGAAAGCCAGGAAAAAAAUCAAAAUCAAGGGUCCUCUGAUCUGCUUCCGUCUUCAAGUGUUGUUAUUAAUACUCAACCUGAGAAUCCUCAAAGUUCAACAGCUCAGGUUUCUAGUGAUCAGCCUUUACUGAAAGAAAGAUCUAAAAGUGGCCAAAAACGGGCACCUGAAGAGGAGCCAACCUCAGUCUCUGAAUAUUUCUUCAGUGAUAUCUUCAUUGAAGUGGAUGAAACAUAAUAAAACAAUCUUUUUUUACUGUUUUUUUAAUUCUGGGAUUUCCAGAGUCAAUUAUAUCAACAAAGCAGUAUUUAUGUAUAUUUUUUUAAAAAAAUCAGUAGUUAUCUUUAGGUCGAUUUUGAAUAUUUAAUGAGCUUGAUUUGAAGUUUUGUUGUGUUUUUGUUUUUGUUUUAGAGACAGGGUCUCGCUAUGUGCCCAGGCUUGUCUCGAACUCGCAGUCCUCCUGCCUCAACUUCCUGAGUCACUGGGACUACAGCUAUGUGCCAUCACACCCAGCUGAUUUGAAGCUUUUGUAAUCAGUGGAAAACAUUUACUGAGAUUCCUUUCAUCUGAUUGAUUCAGCAUUUUGGAACUACCAAGCAAUUAAGACUGCUUUCUCUGACAGAAAUAGCAACUCUUGUUUACAUUUUGACUCUUCCUAGGGUGAGCACACAUGGACAUUUGAGAAUGUUGUAGAUAAAUGUUUCUGUAUAAAUCACAGUGCGGAUGUUUUUGGGGGUUGAUUGUAUUUAAUAUUUAGUGAACUUCUUUUGUGAAGUUUUUUUGUUUUGUUUUGUUUUGUUUUGUUUUGUUUUGUUUUGUUUCUUGAUAGGAGGCGGGGUGAUGAAGGCCUUUUCAGUUGCCUCUAAGUAGGCAAAAGCAAAUUGUCUAACUCCACUUUAGUAUGGUAAAUGUUAUAAACUUUUCUAUUAUCAGCUCUUUGGCUGACUGAAAAUAUGUAUUUUUCUAAUUCAUGGUGAUAUAACAUUAGUCCUAAUUGAAGAAUUAGUAUUUAAACUUAUUAUUUAUAAAAAGGACACAUCAAAGAGCUUAUUUAUUUUUAAAUUUUUUUAUUUAAAAGGAUAUUCAGUUUUAAUUAUUUUCACUCCUCAGAUUGUGGGUAAAGAAGGCAUUAACAAACUUAUGUUUGUCUCCUUUUCCUCUUUAAUUUUAAAUAUGUUUAAAAUGAUAUAACUAAAAGUGUUUGAGUAGUGUAUAUGUUUUGAAUACUUUUUUCCUCAUAGUUUAGUAUAUUGACUUACUAUGAAUUUAAAAACAUUUUUUUUUGAUAACCUCAGGAUUUUCAUGGAGGGAAAACUCAACUUCACUUAUGAUACAAAAUUCCAAAUAAAACUCAAUCUUGGGACCAGCAAGUGGCGUAAUGGUUAUAUUGCUGGACUCCCACAUAGCCAACCACGGUUCGAGUGCUGACCCGGAGUCUUAAACUCAUGCUGGG
Molecule: messenger RNA, 9749 nt
Organism: Tupaia belangeri chinensis (Chinese tree shrew)
Lineage: Eukaryota; Metazoa; Chordata; Mammalia; Scandentia; Tupaiidae
Gene: BDP1
Product: BDP1 general transcription factor IIIB subunit
Exons: 39
Coding region: 95-8533 (2812 amino acids)
Biological process (GO): RNA polymerase III preinitiation complex assembly
Cellular component (GO): transcription factor TFIIIB complex
Molecular function (GO): TFIIIC-class transcription factor complex binding
Source: RefSeq, a predicted model, not a curated record